Molecule: messenger RNA, 1729 nt
Organism: Pundamilia nyererei
Lineage: Eukaryota; Metazoa; Chordata; Actinopteri; Cichliformes; Cichlidae
Product: histone deacetylase 2
Exons: 13
Coding region: 165-1394 (409 amino acids)
Biological process (GO): heterochromatin formation
Cellular component (GO): NuRD complex
Molecular function (GO): histone deacetylase activity
Source: RefSeq, a predicted model, not a curated record
AAGUGGCCUACCGAAGUUGUCUAACCCGCCCCUCCCCGCCGAAGUUGCGCCUCCCAUUCAGCGACUUUCCGCUGUUUGUAAUUAUGUGUUGAUGCCGUCUAUCCCAUCUUCUGUCUGCUGAAGCAAAUUCAAACCAACUUUUUAUUUCUAGAGGUACUUUUAAAAUGGCUUACACGACCGCAGGCGGGACCAAGAAGAAGGUCUGCUACUACUACGACGGUGACAUAGGAAAUUAUUACUAUGGACAGGGGCACCCCAUGAAACCACAUCGUAUCCGGAUGACCCACAACUUACUUCUGAACUAUGGACUGUACAGGAAGAUGGAGGUCUAUAGGCCACACAAAGCCACUGCAGACGAGAUGACAAAAUAUCACAGUGAUGACUACAUCAAGUUCCUCCGAUCCAUACGACCAGACAACAUGUCAGAGUUCAGCAAACAGAUGCAGAGGUUCAAUGUUGGGGAGGACUGUCCAGUAUUCGAUGGCUUGUUUGAGUUCUGCCAACUGUCUGCUGGUGGUUCGGCUGCUGGCUCAGUGAAGCUGAACCGACAGCAGACAGACAUUGCAGUGAAUUGGGCAGGAGGACUCCAUCAUGCAAAGAAAUCGGAGGCCUCAGGGUUCUGUUACGUCAAUGACAUUGUGCUGGCCAUCCUGGAGCUGCUCAAGUACCACCAGAGGGUGCUGUACAUCGACAUAGACAUCCACCAUGGAGAUGGAGUGGAGGAGGCCUUCUACACAACAGACAGAGUUAUGACUGUGUCCUUCCAUAAAUAUGGGGAGUACUUCCCUGGAACUGGUGACCUUCGGGAUAUUGGAGCUGGAAAAGGCAAAUAUUACGCUGUCAACUUCCCACUGCGGGAUGGGAUAGAUGACGAGUCAUAUGAGCAAAUCUUCAAGCCUCUGGCACUCGAACUGCCAUACAAUGACUACUUUGAGUACUUCGGGCCUGACUUCAAGCUCCACAUCAGCCCCUCCAACAUGACCAACCAGAACUCACAGGAAUAUAUGGACAAAAUCAAGCAGCGGCUGUUUGAGAACCUGCGGAUGCUGCCUCAUGCUCCAGGGGUUCAGAUGCAAGCCAUCCCAGGGGAUGCUGUCCCAGACGACACAGUGGAUGAGGACACAGAGGAUCCUGACAAACGCUUGUCCAUCCGUGCUACAGAUAAGAGAAUAGCCUGUGACGAAGAGUUCUCAGACUCUGAAGAUGAAGGGGAGGGAGGCAGGAGGAACACAGCCAAUCACAAGAAAGGAGCCAAAAGGCCCAGAGUGGACGAGGACAAACAGGAAGGAGAGGAGAAGAAAGCUGAUAUAAAAGAAGAAGAGAAGACAAAAGACAGCAGUGCUGAGAAGACUGACUCAAAGAGUGUGAAAACUGAGCAGACCAGCAGUACCUAAAGUGUUCUUAUCCAAAGAUCUUAACUGGUGCUGUCGAGCCUCAAGGAUCCUGCACUUCCCCAAAACACCAUUAAGAAGCAUUAUAUUUAUUAUGACUCUUUGUUUUCUACUUGUAAAUUGUCUCUUUGUGUUGUGUGUCAGUGGUUAUCCUGAAUUCAGCCCUUGAAUUUUCCAGAUUUGGUGCUUAUUAAACGAUGUGAAUCCAAUGUGCUUAAUCUUCUGAAUCAGCUCUUUUGUCGUUAAACAAGAGUUUAAACCCUUACAUGAACCUGUAAUGAUUUUACAGCUGAAUUUUGAUAUUUUGUGCUUGUUAAUAAAAAAAAUUUUAUACUGUU